Molecule: messenger RNA, 1524 nt
Organism: Penicillium angulare
Lineage: Eukaryota; Fungi; Ascomycota; Eurotiomycetes; Eurotiales; Aspergillaceae
Exons: 3
Coding region: 1-1524 (507 amino acids)
Source: RefSeq, a predicted model, not a curated record
AUGACAGACCCAGAAGGAGUAAGCCAAGAUCAAAUACCGAACAAAUUUCACUUGGCCUUUGCUUUUGCAAUUGUGAAAUUGAAGCCACCAGAAAAACAGCUCAAGGAACAUAUCCUAGAAAUUCGAAAAUUCAUUCGAAAUGAUAUGAAAGCCAUCUCACCGGAAAGAUUCUUCGAUAGUGUUGCCUUCUGGCAGAGCGCAUACAAGGAUUCAGAGGCAGAGCAGACUAAGCUUCUCAACAGAAUAUUCGAAUUGGAGCAACGGUCUGAAGGCCUGAACUGCAAACUUAGACAGAGUCAGAUUGAUAUGAGUCCUGGUUUUAUUUCCACCAAACGGAAGCCUACAGGUACAACAGAAAGCUUGAAAGAUUCGGUGCGCCUAAGCAAGAGAGCACAGCAAGUCGACUUUAACACAAUCCAAACCAAAGAAAGCGACAAGAAUGGGGAUUCGGAGUGUCUAGAGAAUGAAAAUGGACCCAAGCUCAUGAGACAAAUAUACAACGUUCAACGCGCUAUCCGGAAAAAGCAAAACUACAAAGCAAUCACUAUAGGUGCCGUGUGCCUGUGCAAAAUUGCGAGAACCGAGAUCCUUGAAGCCAUCAUCUAUUUGAACUCAUCUGAAAAUCCACCCAAGCCCCAGAUAAUCCAGAAAAGCAAAAAGCGGGACAUGGCCAGCGUCGUGAAAGCCGUGGAACUGUCAUUUAAUCUGGCCAUUCAAGCCAUCCACAGGGUCAUAGGAUCCAAGGAUGAGCGAGGGCAUAAAGGCCAAAUUCUUUAUUAUGUUGUAUGUCUUUUCGAAGCAGUAAUGGUCGGACUGGCUCAGCAUUGUGCUGCUGUUUCAAGGGAAUCAGGCUCGACAGGAACGGUUUUGCAGGAGACUUCAAAUACAAACAAACCUAGAACACAAAAACCACGCAAAGCAGCAAGCAGAAAGCCAACUUUGCCCCCCAAAGCGAAGAAAGCAAGUAUGCAGAAUAAAGAUGCUCAGCAGUUGAUUGAUUUGCUAACUAAAAUGGCAUUGUCUCUUGACUUAUCCCGAAGCGUUGAUGAGGAGGUCAUGGAAGGAUUUCUUUUCAUUGCAAUUGACCGAGUGGGGAAAAUACUUGCGCUUUUUACUUUCGAGAAUCACCAAUUACCGUCUGAGGUUUGUCCAGAUUUACACCUACCGGAGGGGCUUAUAGCCAUGAAGGAGGAAGCCAUGACACCCCAAGCCGUACAACUUGAAGCCAAGUAUUUGAUUGCUUUUCUGGACCGAUUGUUGAAUCACGGCGUUUCUGAUACAGAGACAAUCCAAACUGAGUUCAUUCAAAAAAAGAAGGAGUGCUUCCAGAAAACCUUGGUACAGGCUGUCUUUGGCACUACCGAUCCGCUGUUUCAUCCAGGACUGACUCGCCCUGCCACUCCCCCAUCUUUAUCUUCUGCUGGCCGAGCACCAGGUCGCCAGGAAUUUUCUGAAUGGUUCACAGAAGAGUUGUGGCGCCUUGUUGGUUGGGAUGUGUUGAAUUCCGUUACACAACCGUUAUAA